AUGCCGAACCUUCGCCUUGGAUCUGUUGCUCCGGACUUUACCGCCGAGACCACUCAAGGGACGAUCCAAUUCCACCAAUGGCUAGGUGACUCUUGGGCGAUUCUCUUCUCGCACCCGGACGACUUCACCCCGGUCUGCACGACUGAGCUUGGCGAGGUUGCGCGCAAGAGCGAAGAGUUCAAAAAGCGCGGUGUUAAGGUUAUCGGGCUCUCUGCGAACGACGUUGCCUCGCACGACAAGUGGAUCGCGGACAUCAAUGAGGUUGGUAAGACCAAAGUCGAGUUCCCGAUCAUUGGCGACAAGGACCGCAAGAUUGCAACCGAAUACGACAUGCUCGACGCGCUUGACCCGACCAACGUCGACGCAAAGGGCAUGCCGAUGACUGUGCGCGACGUUUUUGUCAUUGACCCGAAAAAAGUGAUCCGACUCAAGAUUUCCUACCCUGCCUCAACUGGUCGUCACUUUGACGAGAUCCUGCGUGUGGUUGACUCGCUGCAGACCGGCGACAAGUACCGCGUCACCACCCCGGUCAACUGGCAAAAGGGCGACAAGGUCAUCGUACACCCAUCAGUGCAGGGCGCCGAGGCGGAGAAGCUCUUCCCUGGUUACGAGACUGUCAAACCGUACCUCAGAUUCACCAAGGACCCAUCUGCUCAGGCCUGA
Molecule: messenger RNA, 663 nt
Organism: Tilletiaria anomala UBC 951
Lineage: Eukaryota; Fungi; Basidiomycota; Exobasidiomycetes; Georgefischeriales; Tilletiariaceae
Product: putative thioredoxin peroxidase
Exons: 1
Coding region: 1-663 (220 amino acids)
Biological process (GO): cellular oxidant detoxification; cell redox homeostasis
Cellular component (GO): mitochondrion; cytosol
Molecular function (GO): peroxiredoxin activity
Source: RefSeq, a predicted model, not a curated record